CUUCCUCCGGAACACAGCUGGAGCAGAUGUUGCACCUGGAGGGGGCCCCUCCCCUCCCCUCCCUUCCUCCCUCUUGCUAUUUUGCAGGCGCUUUGUUGGCUGAAGGUUCCGUCGGGUUUGCGGGAGCCAAGGACGCGGGGGCAGCUUUGCGGCUUAUUUGGAGAAGGAAGGGUGCGUCCCACCAGUGGGCAGAUCAUGGCCCAACUGCCGGUGAAAAAACGGCGCCCUCCUCGGGCUGAGCCGGUUCAGCCAGCUAACUCCGAGUACCCGGUGCGUUUCCCAGAAGUGGUGGUUGGCCUGGUUAAGAAAAGGAUGGGCACCAGCCGGAAAACGUUCCUCACCUCCUUGGCUCGCAGUAGAGGCUUCUGUGUAGACGAUCCCUGCAGUGAGAAAGUGACUCACAUUGUGUCCGAAGGCAAUUCUGGAGACGAGGUGGUUGAGUGGCUGAAGAAGAACGGGAGGCCACCUGCCGAAGCUGUAGGAGAUGGGCCAGCUCUGCUGGAUCUCAGCUGGUUCACGGAGAGCAUGAGUGGCGGGCGGCCCGUUGAGAUUGAACCCAGGCACCGAUUGAAGGAUGACUUGGACACUUCCGAAGCGUCUCCCCUGUUCCCUUUUGUCCAGGUGGCCACUCCUGCAGAGCCACUAGAAGGAAAGGGCCAGGUGGCUCCCUACAUCUGCCAGAGACGGACUCCCCUGCGGCACCACAACUCUGCCCUCACGGAUGCCCUCGAAAUAAUGGCGGAAGAGGCGAAAUUCGGUGGCAGUGACGUUCGCAGCUUGGCCUUUUCCAGGGCGGCUUCGGUGCUGAAGGCCCUGCCCUGGAAGGUCGAGCGGAUUCAGCAACUCCACACCGUGCCCUGCAUUGGAGAGCAUUCCCGGAGAAUCCUCCAGGAAAUGCUGGAAGAUGGGAUGUCUGCAGAGGUGGAGAAAGUCAGACAAUCGGAAAGAUACCGGACGAUGAAGCUUUUCACGAAGAUCUUUGGAAUUGGGGUAAAAAUAGCCAGCCAGUGGUAUCAGGAAGGACUCCGGACGCUCGCCGACUUACAGCUGCACCAGAUAAAACUGAACAAAGAACAACAAGCAGGACUUCUUCAUUAUGAAGACCUCAAUACCCCCGUGGAGCUCUGGGAAGCCGAGGCCAUCAGCCAGGUGGUCCGCCAGGUGAUUGAGCAGAUUCUGCCUGGAGCGACAGUCACGCUGACCGGAGGAUUUAGGAGAGGGAAGUCAUGCGGCCAUGAUGUGGACCUCCUCAUCACCCAUGCUUCCGAAGGUGAAGAAAUGGGACUCUUGCCCAAAAUCAUCGGUAUCCUGGAUAGGCAGGGCUUCUUGCUGUAUCACAGUUUCCACCAAAGCAGCCUCCCCUCCCUCGAAGACGAAGAGCUGUGGGUUAGCGGCGGUUCGAGCACCAUGGACCACUUCGAACGCUGCCUCUCCAUCUUCCAUCUCGGGGACCCUGCUGGAAGCCAUCCAGGCGCCGCUUCUGGUGUUCAGGAGCUUGGCCCUUCGGUGGGGUCUGGCACGUCCUCCUGUCCCCGGAAAGCUGUGCGGGUGGACUUGGUUGUGACCCCCUACAGCCAGUUUCCGUUUGCUUUGCUCGGCUGGACCGGCUCACGGAAUUUUGAACGAGACCUCCGCCGUUUCUCUAAGCGGGAGAAGAAGAUGACCCUCAACAGCCAUGGCCUCUUUCACCUGGAGCAGGAAGGGGAGAGCAGGAUGGGAUUAGUGCCAGAAAACUGCCUGGUGUUGAAGGCGGGCUGGAGACUUAGUGCAAAGACGCCGCACCCCUGGAUGGAAGCAAAGUGGACCCCCGUAGCUGUUUCCUUUUGUUGGGGCUGUUCCUUGGAUCCCUGACAGUUUAGUUGCAAAAGUGAUGUCGUGUCCCACUCCUCCGCUGACGGCCGGGUCAGGGAAAUCCGAAUCAGGCUUGCCUCUGCAGCUCUGCCCAAAGUCCUAGCAAAGUCCUCAGAGCAGGCAGGAGACCAGAAAGUGACUUCAGCAAGAUAUGUUUAGACUUUGCCUGACUCAGAGACUGCCAGAAAGCAGAUCCUUUAUAUAGGCCAUGGGGUGUGGCUCCAUGACUCAGCACUCAUUAAGGCCUGCCCCUCCCUUCCUUCUGUUGCCUCCGCCUAUCCAGUCUUCUGAUGCGAGGGUCACUCCAAUCAGCAGCUGUUGGGAAUAAACCCUCCUCAGGCUCACAUGCUGUGGAGGAGGGGGAGGGGUCUAGCUGCUCCGUUUGCAUGGGCAUGGAGCCAGGGCUGGGACCGGGGGAUGCUCCCUCCUCUGCAGCCUGCUUGGGCAUGGAGCCAGGGCUGGGACCGGGAGGUGCCCCCUCCUCUGCAGCUUGUCUGGGCAUGGAGCCAGAACUGGGGCCGGGAGGCAUACAUUCCUCCGUUUUCGGGAGCAGAUAAGCAGACCCCGGCUGCGGUGAGAGCGGACAAGACACAACAAGUAUAUAUAAGUAUAAGCAUGAAAUAACCAUACGAAUUGGAUACAAUCAAAGGGAACAUUAGGACAUUACAUUAUAAUAUAAUAUAUAUAAUAUAAUAUAUAAUAUAAUAUAUUAUAUAUAAUAAUACAACACAACACAAUACAAUAUAAUAUAUAAUGUAAUAAUAAGGAACAUUAGUGCCUUAUGUGCCUCUAGAUGUUUUUAUAAGGCACUUUUCACCUUCUCUUUAUAUCUUUAGACAUUCUUUCCCCUGACAUCCCAGAUUGUGCCCUCCAGCGGGAAGCGAAACGUUUUCAAAGAAAACCUCAGAAAAUCCAGUUGCCUCUUGUUAAAAGCAUCUUUGGGACAACCUGGAGGACUUGAGAAUCUCCAUAGACACCUUUGAAAACCUUUCAGCCCCCUCUGUGCCUACAGGUUGACUCUACUAAAUGUCUGUGGAGAUUCUCCA
Molecule: messenger RNA, 2897 nt
Organism: Ahaetulla prasina
Lineage: Eukaryota; Metazoa; Chordata; Lepidosauria; Squamata; Colubridae
Gene: POLM
Product: DNA polymerase mu
Exons: 13
Coding region: 196-1851 (551 amino acids)
Biological process (GO): double-strand break repair via nonhomologous end joining
Cellular component (GO): nucleus
Molecular function (GO): DNA-directed DNA polymerase activity; DNA binding
Source: RefSeq, a predicted model, not a curated record